Mizuhopecten yessoensis (Yesso scallop) is the source of this 1881-nucleotide messenger RNA. RefSeq names its product dimethylaniline monooxygenase [N-oxide-forming] 5-like. NCBI's taxonomy places the organism in Eukaryota, Metazoa, Mollusca, Bivalvia, Pectinida, Pectinidae. The coding region runs from base 59 to 1681 and encodes 540 amino acids. Gene Ontology annotation, molecular function: NADP binding; N,N-dimethylaniline monooxygenase activity; flavin adenine dinucleotide binding. The transcript is spliced from 7 exons. The record is from RefSeq and is a predicted model, not a curated record.
GCACACACAUUCAGGGAUUGCUGAGUAUCCAGCACUGAACACGUACGUACGUAGCUAAAUGAAACGAGUGGCUGUGAUAGGGGCGGGGGCCAGUGGUCUCCCCGCCAUCAAAUGCUGUCUGGAUGAGGGACUCCAACCUGUCUGCUUUGAAAGGACUGACGAUAUCGGUGGACUAUGGAACUACACGCCAGACGUUCGGGAGGGUCAGGGCAGCGUCAUGAAAUCCACAAUAACCAACACCAGCAAAGAGAUGACGACGUACAGCGACUUCCCUCCUCCCCGGGGAUUCCCAAUGUAUCCUCACAACCGCCAGAUGCUACAAUACUUCAGAAUGUACGCCGACAAGUUUGGUUUGCGUCCGUACAUUCGCUUCAAAACAGAGAUCGUAUCAGUCAAACCAGUCCAAGAGGAGAAAGAGAGCAAAUGGACAGUUGUGUCCAAGGAUGGCAGCACAGGGAAGCUGACGACGGAGACGUUUGAUAACGUCAUGGUCUGCUGUGGGCAUUACAAAGACAAAUUUGUACCCAACGUCCCUGGUCAGAACGCCUUUCAAGGGAAACUCAUACAUUCACACGACUACAGGGAUUUUCAUGGUUUUGAGGACAAAAAAGUUGUGGUGGUUGGCAUCGGGAACUCCGGUGGUGAUGCUGCUGUAGAAUUGAGUCGUGUGGCGUCCAAGGUGUAUCUGAGCACGCGAGAUGGACGCUACAUAUUAGGCCGGAUAUCCGAAGCUGGAAUGCCGGUGGAUAUGAUCCACCUGACUAGGUUUAGGCGCGGAGCUCUUAGCUAUCUGCCCAGGUCUCUGAUCGAAACUUUAUAUUUGAAGAAAUUAAACCAAACAGUCAACCACCAGGCAUAUUGUCUGGAAACGGAUAGUGGACCAUUUGCAAAGGGCGUCCUUGUUAACGACGAACUGCCGAGUCGUAUAGCAUGUGGAAGCAUCGUCAUCAAGGCAGGUGUAAAACGUCUUCACAAGACCAGCGUGGAGUUUGAUGAUGGAACAACAGAAUGUGACGUAGACGUGAUACUUCUUGCAACCGGAUACACAUUUGACUACCCAUUUCUACACUCUUCCGUUCACGGACUGAGUGCAAACCGUAAUACGUUGUAUAAGUUCAUGUUCCCGCCUGUUUCUACUCAACCAACCAUCUGUGUCAUAGGCUUGAUACAGGCCGCGGGGCCGUCGCCGCCAAUGGCGGAGAUGCAGGCUAGACUUGCUUUGGCUGUGUUCAAGGGGAAAGUGAAGCUACCUUCCGUUGAGUUACAACAAGCCGAUAUAGAGAAAACCCGGAGCAGACUUAAGAAGGUGUUCAGUGACUCUAAAGGCCAUUUCUUCACGGUAGACUACAUGGUGUACAUGGAUGAGCUAGCCUCACUGUUCGGGUGUAAACCUGCAUUAGUGAAAAUGUUCCUAACCGACACGAAACUGGCUUGGUUAUGUCUGUUCGGAGCUUGCACACCCUAUCAAUACCGACUUGAGGGGCCAGGCAAAUGGUCGGGAGCUAGAGAGGCUAUCUUGCAGCAAUGGGAUAGAACAUUAGCCCCUUUACAAACCAGACCGACAACACGAAAACAAAACAGCUCGAAUAUCAUAAUUGUUAUGAAAGUUUCUGUCGUCUUCAUUGGAUUGUAUUAUCUUUAUUCAAAGUAUGCACUGAAGAAUUUAGACCAAGUGAUCUGACGGUAAUAUAAUGAUAGCAUCACAUUUACUGUUAAAGAAAACGGGUUCAUCAAAAUGUGCGUGACUGUUACGUGAUACAUAGUAAUAUUUAUCCUUAUUACAGGUACUGUAUAAUAUGAAAUGGUCGUUGUGUAUAAACAUUCGUGGUUGCUAUUGAACCACACGGGGCCAAAAAGGGCCAAUUUGGCUAUAUUGCUAUG